GCAACAACCGCAAGCCCCCCGGCGGCGGCGGCGGCGGCCCCGGCCUCCCGUCAGCCGCGGGCAGGCAGAACAUGGGCAGAGGCCGCAGCAGUGGCAAAGGACCACCUCAGCCUACGAUUUCUUUCGAUGGCAUCUAUGCAAAUAUGAGAAUGGUUCACAUACUCACAUCAGUUGUUGGAUCCAAAUGUGAAGUACAGGUGAAAAAUGGUGGUAUAUAUGAAGGAGUUUUUAAAACCUACAGUCCUAAGUGUGAUUUGGUGGUUGAUGCUGCUCAUCGGAAAACUGCAGAAUCCAGUUUGGGGCCAAAACGUGAAGACAUUCUGGAGAGUAUCCUGUUCAAGUCUUCAGAUUUUGUGAUGGUGCAUUUUAAGGAUAUGGAUACCAAUUAUGCCAGAAGAGAUGCUUUUACUGAUUCAGCCAUCAGUGCUAAAGUUAAUGGAGAACACAAGGAAAAGGAUCUUGAACCAUGGGAUGGAGGAGAAAACACGGCUUCCGAGGAGCUCGAGGCACUGGAGACAGAUGUGUCUAAUGGAUGGGAUCCCAAUGACAUGUUUCGUUACAAUGAAGAAAAUUAUGGUGUAGUAUCAACUUAUGACAGCAGUUUAUCUUCUUAUACGGUGCCAUUAGAAAGAGAUAAUUCAGAAGAGUUUUUAAAACGGGAAGCCAGAGCAACUCAAUUAGCAGAGGAAAUUGAAUCAAGUGCCCAAUACAAAGCUCGGGUUGCCUUGGAAAAUGAUGAAAGGACAGAAGAAGAAAAAUAUACUGCUGUUCAGAGAAAUGCUAAUGAAAGAGAAGGACAUGGUGUGAACACUAGAGAAAAUAAAUACAUUCCGCCUGGACAGAGGAACAGAGAUGUCCUGUCCUGGGGAAGUGGAAGACAAAACUCACCAAGGAUGGGCCAGUCUGGCUCAGGCCCACCAAUCUCAAGGUCUGGAUCCCACACUUCAGAAUUCAGCCCAAACUCUGGAGCAGAUCAAAGAGUAGUUAACGGAGGGCCUCCACGGAUGUCUCCUAAGGCUCAACGGCACCCUCGAGGUCACAGAGUCUCUACUGGUAGGGGUACAAUUUCAAGUGGCUUAGAAUUUGUAUCUCAUAAUGCACCUGGGGAAGCAUCUACUGCUGCAGUGGCACGAGGCAGCCCUUCAGGUGGGACGUGGUCAUCAGUUGUCAGUGGGGUUCCGAGAUUAUCCCCUAAAACACACAGGCCUAGGUCUCCAAGGCAGAGCAGCACUCCCAUGGGACCAGCUCUGCCUUCUCCUCAGCCUGGUACUAUUCCCACUGAAUCUGUUGCCAUGCCUGUUCCAGCUGCCUCUCCUACACCUGCCAGCCCUGCAUCCAACAGAGCAGUCACCCCUUCCAACGAAGCUAAAGAUACCAGGCUUCAGGACCAGAGGCAAAAUUCUGCAACUGGAAACAAGGAGAAUAUAAAGCCAAGUGAGACUUCUCCUAGUUUUCCUAAACCUGAAAACAAAGGUGUCUCUCCAAUUGUUUCAGAGCAUAGAAAACAGAUUGAUGAUUUAAAGAAAUUUAAGAAUGACUUUAGGUUACAGUCAAGUUCCUCUUCAGAUGCAGUGGAUCAGCUGCUAAACAAAACCCGAGAGGGGGAAAAAUCAAGAGAUGUAGUUAAAGAAAAGACAGAAUCCACCCCUAAAGAAUCUAUCAUAGAACCUGGCAGUAACACCAACUCCAAUGGUGGCAGUAGCAAACCCAAUAGUCCCAGUAUUUCUCCUUCCAUAAGUAACAGCUCUGAGCAAAAGCGAGGGCCUGAGGUGACUUCCCAAGGUGUGCAGACAUCCGGGCCUGGAAGUAAACAAGAUAAAGAGGAUAAAGAGGAGAAGAAGGAUACUUCUGAGCAAGUUAGAAAAUCAACACUUAAUCCUAAUGCUAAAGAGUUCAACCCUCGAUCUUUUGCUCAGCCGAAACCUUCUACUACACCAACCUCCCCUCGUCCACAAGCUCAGCCCAGCCCCUCCAUGGUGGGUCAUCAGCAGCCAACCCCUGUGUACACUCAGCCUGUUUGUUUUGCACCAAAUAUGAUGUACCCGGUUCCAGUGAGUCCAGGCGUGCAGCCUUUGUAUCCUAUUCCCAUGACGCCCAUGCCAGUGAACCAAGCCAAGACAUAUAGAGCAGGUAAAGUACCAAAUAUGCCCCAGCAGCGGCAAGACCAACACCACCAGAGCACCAUGAUGCAUCCUGCCUCAGCAGCAGGCCCUCCAAUUGUAGCUACUCCACCUGCUUACUCAACACAAUAUGUUGCAUAUAGUCCCCAACAGUUUCCUAAUCAGCCUCUUGUGCAGCAUGUGCCACACUACCAAUCUCAGCAUCCUCAUGUUUAUAGCCCUGUAAUACAGGGCAAUGCCAGGAUGAUGGCCCCACCAGCACACGCACAGCCGGGUUUAGUAUCUUCCUCUGCAACACAGUACGGUGCGCAUGAACAGACACAUGCUAUGUAUGUUUCCACUGGCUCACUUGCUCAGCAGUAUGCCCACCCUAAUGCUACCCUGCAUCCGCAUCCUCCUCAUCCUCAGCCUUCUGCCACACCGACUGGCCAGCAGCAAAGCCAACAUGCUGGAAGCCACCCUGCUCCCAGCCCCGUGCAGCACCACCAGCACCAGGCUGCCCAGGCACUCCACCUGGCCAACCCCCAGCAGCAGUCGGCGAUUUACCACGCAGGUCUAGCUCCAACCCCUCCUUCCAUGACGCCAGGCUCCAACACGCAGUCUCCACAAAAUAGUUUUCCUACAGCACAACAAACAGUCUUCACCAUUCAUCCCUCCCAUGUUCAACCUGCAUAUACCAAUCCGCCACACAUGGCCCAUGUCCCCCAGGCUCAUGUACAGUCAGGAAUGGUUCCUUCUCACCCAACUGCCCAUGCUCCAAUGAUGCUAAUGACGACACAGCCUCCCGGUGGUCCCCAAGCCGCCCUCGCUCAAAGUGCACUACAGCCCAUUCCCGUCUCGACAACAACACAUUUCCCCUAUAUGACGCACCCUUCAGGUGAGGAGUGUGUGCCCGGGACACCUGCACCCUAAACUGAGCCAGGGCGGAGGAUCAGGACUGGGACAGACCAGAUUUUGGGGGAAAAAAAAAAAAAAAGACAAAAAAACCAAACAAAAAAAACCCCGACCUUAAGAUGUCCUUGUAGAGCGGUUCGUAUUUGCCAGCCCGUUGCCAGCCUAGGUAGGUUUACCUGGUUUAGGGAGUUUUCCUCCAGCUGGAGUGGAGGAAUGGGGAGCUGGGAGACGCUGUGGGACUGAGUUGUGCCAGGGUUUGCCGUGGUGUUGCCGUGUGUUUAUGACAAUGAGAGGCUUUAUUAAUUUAAAGCGCUCGGUGUCAAGGACGGGAGUGAAAAUGGUUUUGGUUUAGGGCUGUUAGACUGCUGAGAAAGUGACUGCUAAUAAAGUGACUGCUAAUUUCAGUGACAGCUGAAAGCUAAACUUUAAUACAGAGUAACAUUCUGCAGCUUUAUUUUUGGGGAAAGUAGGUGCUGUAUGACUUCUUUCCACUUAAAAUUUAACCUGACUUGGGUUUCUUUGAUUAUUCGUGUUCAAACAGCCUCGAAAUUCCUGUAGUGAUGUUGUUUCUUGGGGAAUGUGUGAGCAGAAAAAUGCUUUCUGAGGGCUUAGGCAGGGGAAAAAUAAAACCAUCCAAAGGACAUCUUGAUGUGCAGGGUUUUGGUUUGUUCUCUAAAAAAAUAAAAGAAAAAAAAAAGAGAAAAAAAAUAAAAGAAAGUUGAGCUCAGUAGUUGUCCUGUGACCACUUUACUAGCAAACUGUUGUGUGGCUUGCCAAUUUAUUAUUUACAUUUGAACUUUUUUUUUACAGUACAAGCCCACCACCAACAGCAGUUGUAAGGCUCAUCUGGAAUAACUGAAAGGCUGGAUACCUUUUGUAGGCCAAAUACCCUCCUUCUACUGCUUCUGCCAACUGGAAGCACAGAAAACUAGAAUUUCAUUUUAUUUUGUUUAAAAAAAAAAAAAUUUGAUUUCUUGUAACAUCCACUAGGAAUGCUAACAGUUCAUCUUGCAGUGGGAGAGAUUCGGACUGAGUAGAGGCAUUUAGGAACUUGUGGGCUAUUCCAUAAUUCCAUGCACUGUAUCUGAGUCCUGCAAGUGCCCCAACUCUGCUUGCUGAAAACUGGAAGUUAUUUAUUUUUUAAUGACCCUUCAAAGUUAUGAACUCGUCAGCUAGCAAAAGAAGUAACAAGAGUGAUUCUUGCUGCUAUUAUCACUAAAAAUCAAGACUUGGAGAUCCCUUUUACUUCUAACUAAACUUGAAACAGGUUCAGUAAAAGAAAAAAAAAAUUCUAAUCGUCAAACGGAUGAGUUAUUAUUUAUAAAUCACGUUUGAUGAGAGAAUCACUAUCGUGAGACAGUGAUGUAACUUUUAAGUUAAGAAAACUUUUACUUUGUAGAUAAUAUAAAAUAAAAACUUAAAAAAAAAUUAAAAAAUAAAAAAAGUUUUAAAAACU
Molecule: messenger RNA, 4470 nt
Organism: Lepidothrix coronata (blue-crowned manakin)
Lineage: Eukaryota; Metazoa; Chordata; Aves; Passeriformes; Pipridae
Gene: ATXN2
Product: ataxin 2
Exons: 22
Coding region: 72-3032 (986 amino acids)
Biological process (GO): cytoplasmic stress granule assembly
Cellular component (GO): cytoplasmic stress granule
Molecular function (GO): RNA binding
Source: RefSeq, a predicted model, not a curated record